Messenger RNA from Prorocentrum cordatum, 1271 nucleotides. The record is from the annotation of a GenBank genome assembly. Lineage: Eukaryota; Dinophyceae; Prorocentrales; Prorocentraceae.
GCGGCGCUGUCGCCGCGGGCGGUGCCAGCACAUCCUGGCGCACUCUGCUGGCCGGAGCGGCCGCCGCUUUAUUCGUCGUCGCAGUGGGUGUGCACGACGAGUUCGGCUUCCUCGCCCCAGGUCCACCGCCGGCGCUGGCCGACCGGCAGAGGGGCACGGCUGCCUCGGGGAUGAAGGUGAACAAGGAUGCCCCAUCUUUGUUGCAGUACGCAUUGCCCCUCGAGGAGACGAUAGGCGAACAAGCCGCGGCCCCGGUGCGCCUGCUUCAGCAGAAGGUGGAGGCCACCCGCGAGCAGGCGCAGUUGCGGUUGUGGGGCCAGUUGUCCGACUCUCUGAGCAGCGCGCAGAGCGUCUACAAGAAGGAUAAAGCGAAACUUCUGAAACCGAUCGUGGCGGAGAGGCAGGCGCAGGCGGAGGAGAUCCUGACGAAACUCGACGCGGAGCUGGAGGCCCUGGACAAGGCGGGGCAGGGCGCUAUCGCCUCGGCCGCGGGCUCGGUCCAGGACAUCGCGGGAGCCGCCGAUGUCGUCGAGCGCGGCAGGGCGGCCCAGGCCCUUGUUGGGGAGCUGGAGGAGCUGAUGGUUCCGCCCGGUUACGUGGCACCCAUCCCCCAGGACGUGAUCAAGUACUUCCCCAACCUCCCCAAACUGGACGGUCGCGCCAGGGUGGAGCUCACGGUCAAGCGGGCGCCGGGGUCGACGGAGAAAAAGUUCAACGACGAGGGGAAGUUGUACAAAGAGGCCAAGUUUGAAAUUGUUGUCGACGGCUGGUCUGCACCGUUGACCAGCGGGAAUUUCGUCGACCUCGUCAACCGCGGCUUCUACGACGGGAAGACUUUCACGCGUGCCGAUGGCUUCAUCACCCAGUUUGGGGACAGCGGAAAGGAAAAUGGAAAUGGUUUCAAGCCUGAGGGCGCGACAAAGGUGCGGCGAAUCCCACUUGAGCUUGCACUGAGGGGCUCGAAGGAAGCGAUCUACAGCGAAACCGUGGACGAAGCAGGGAAGGUUGGAAUACCAAUGAGGAUGCCUUUCUCGGCUGAUGGUGUCCUCGCAAUGGCCCGUGCAGAGUUUGACAACGAUUCCGCGUCGUCGCAAGUAUUUUUGUUCGUUUUUGAGUCCGACAUGACCCCGGCUGGAAAGAAUUUUAUGGACGGCCGUUACAGUACCUUCGGCUACACCGUCAAAGGUGCCGAGUUCUUGAGGCAAGUUCGAGAAGGCGACGUUAUCACAAGUGCCAAGGUGCUCAGUGGCCUCGACAAGCUCAAGGCGUAG